AUGAUGGCUUCAAAUCUUGUCGCUGCUGGAACAGGUAUUUACGGAUCAGCCGUGGACCAAAUCAGUACUCCUCUUGGAAUUUUUGUUGAUGUAAAUUUGGAUCUAUAUGUGGCAGAUUGUGGUAAUCAUCGAGUUCAAUUGUUUCAGUCGGGACAAUUAAAUGGUAUCACAGUAGCUGGAAAUACAUCACUAAAUCCAACAAUUACACUUAGAUGUCCAAGUGGAAUUGUAUUAGACGCUGAGAAGUACUUAUUCAUUUUAGAUUCUGGCAAUCAUCGCAUUGUUGGUUCAGGCGUAAAUGGUUUUCGAUGUUUAGUUGGAUGUGAUGGACAAGGAUCACAAUCCAAUCAAUUAUAUAGUCCAUUUAGUUUGAGUUUCGACAGUUAUGGAAACAUGUUUGUUACUGAUACAUUUAACCAUCGAAUUCAAAAAUUUUUAUUGAUGAAAGAUUCUUCUGCUCUUCCAUUCAAUCAGCCAAAGUUUUGUCCAACAGCCACUUGGAAUCCUGAUGCAAUUACCAUUGCUAAUCGAUCGAUUGUUGGUCAAUGGUCUCGCGCCAUUUUUAUGAGUAUAAAUAACAUCACCUAUGUCGCUAAUCGAGAAAAUAACACAAUUGUAAUGUGGAACGAAGAAGGUGUCAAUUCAGCAAAGAUCAUUCACGGUAAUUUUAGAGGACCCAAUUCGCUCUUUGUGACAUCAAAUGGUGAUAUUUAUAUUGAUGAUGGGCUGGAGAAUGGUCGAGUGCAGAAAUGGAGUGCAGAAACAGAAACCUUUGCUACAGUGAUGAACGUCAGUUCAGAAUGUGCUGGUUUGUUUGUCGAUGUGAAUGAUAAUCUUUACUGUUCAUUGUAUGAUGAGCACAAAGUAGUGAAAAGAUCAUUAAACGAUGCUGUGGUGACUUCAAAUCUUGUUGCUGCUGGAACAGGUAUUGAAGGAUCAGAUCCAAAUCAACUCCUAGAUCCUCGUGGAAUCUUUGUUGAUGUGAAUUUGGAUUUAUAUGUAGCAGAUUGUGGUAAUCAUCGAGUUCAAUUGUUUCAGUCGGGAGAAUUAAAUGGUAUCACAGUAGCUGGAAGUACAUCACAAAGUCCAACAAUUACACUUCGUUUUCCAAGUGGAAUUAUAUUAGAUGCUGAGAAGUACUUAUUCAUUUUAGAUUCUGGCAAUAGUCGCAUUGUUGGUUCAGGCGUAAAUGGUUUUCGAUGUUUAGUUGGAUGUGAUGGAACGGGUCCACAAUCCAAUGAAUUAUCUGGUCCAUUUAGUUUUAGUUUCGAUCAUUCUAGAAACAUAUUUGUUACUGAUCAAUGGAAUAAUCGAAUUCAAAAAUUUCAAUAUUUAGAAGAAUCAUGUGACACAUCAUCGGUGGUUGAAACAUUCUACUCAUCUGUAUUAACAUCAAGUCAUCCAAUAUAUCCACGUACUGGAUGUGAUUUUUCGUACUAUGAAGCCAUAAAAAUUCGUGUCUAUAAAAAUGGUCAUUACAGUUUUAAUAGUAUCAGCAAUAUCAAUACAUACGGCUAUAUGUACGCAAAGGAUUUUUUUCCAUUCAUUCCAUCUAUAAAUUUAAUCGCCAAAGAUGAUGGCAGUUCUAGUAAUUCUCAAUUCAAUAUUAGUAUUCCUCUACAGAUCAAUACUGAAUAUAUAUUGGUUGUAACAACAUAUAAUUUAAUUGAAACAGGAGCAUUCUCAAUCUAUAUAUCUGGUCCUGACCGUGUCGAUCUUGAACGUCUAAUCGAUCUUGACGUCGAUACUAAAUACAUAUUAGUUGUAACAACAUCACAUGCAAAUGUUACAGGAGCAUUUUCAAUCAUUGUGUCUGGACCAACGAAAGCCGUUCUCGAAUAUACUAAUACUUCAUCUACAUCAACUGCAUUUGCUCUUUCAUUCAAUCAGCCUAAGUUUUGUCCAACAGCCACUUGGAAUCCUGAUGCAAUUACCAUUGCUAAUCGAUCAAUUGCUGGUCAAUAUCCUCGCGCCAUUUUUGUGAGCACAAACAACACAAUUUAUGUCGACGAUCGAGAAAAUAAGAGAAUUGUAAUGUGGGACGAAGAAGGUGUCAAUUCAGCAAAGAUCAUUCACGGUAGUUUUACAGGACCUCGAUCUCUCUUCGUGACAUCGAAUGGUGAUAUUUUUAUUGAUGAUGGUGUUAUGAAUGGUCUAGUGCAGAAAUGGAGUGCAGAAACACAUACUUUUGUCAUAGUGAUGAACGUCAAUACAGGAUGUGCUGGUUUGUUUGUCGAUGUGAAUGAUAAUCUUUACUGUUCAUUGUAUGAUGGACAUCAAGUAGUGAAAAGAUCAUUAAAUGAUGCUGUGGUGACUUCAAAUCUUGUUGCUGCUGGAACAGGUAUUGAAGGAUCAGACUCGAAUCAACUUGCUGGUCCCCGUGGAAUUUUUGUCGAUGUGAAUUUAGAUUUAUAUGUGGCAGAUUGUUACAAUAAUCGAAUUCAAUUAUUUCAGUCGGGAGAAUUAAAUGGUAUCACUGUAGCUGGAAGUACAUCGCUAAAUCCAACAGUUACACUUAGUUGUCCAAUGGGGAUUACAUUAGAUGCUGAUAAAUAUUUAUUCAUUGUGGAUCAAUUCAAUCAUCGCAUUGUCGGUUCAGGUGUGAAUGGUUUUCGAUGUUUAGCUGGAUGUUAUGGAAUGGGUUCACAAUCCAAUCAAUUGUAUAAUCCAUAUAGUUUUAGUUUUGAUCGUGCUGGAAACAUAUUUGUUACUGAUCAAUAUAAUCAUCGAAUUCAAAAAUUUCAAUAUUUGGAAGAAUCAUGUGUGAGUACUUUACCACUUGUUCAAACAACUUAUACAUCAGCAUUGACAACGAACAGUUCAAGGUAUUCACUUAGUUGUUCAAGUUCAGGUUCUUACUAUGAAGCGAUACAAGUGAAUGUUCGUAGAAGUGGCUUUUACACUUUCUUCGAUGGAAGCAAUAUGGACACAUACGGUUCUAUUUACGAAGAUUAUUUCAAUCCAUCCAAUCCAUAUGAAAACCGACUCUUAUACGAUGAUGACAGUUGCUUUGGACGUCAGUUUAGAAUGGCAGUUGCUCUUGAAACCGGUGUUACAUAUAUAUUGAUUGUGACAACGCGAAGCCCUUAUGAAACAGGUGCAUUUUCGAUCUUUAUAACUGGUGCAGACAAUAUCGCCCUCAAGAAUAUUAGCUCUCCAUCAGUCAUUCAAAUACCAUAUUCAUCAGCUGUACAAUCGAACUAUUCAUCAGAGUUGACAACAAAUAGUCCAAAAUAUUCCCGUGAUGGUCGAAAAUCAAAUUAUUAUUAUGAAACUAUACAAAUACAUGUAGUGGAAACUGGAUACUAUGCUCUGAGUAGUUCUAGUAGUAUGGAUACAUUUGGUGAUAUUUAUAAAGAUGAUUUUAAUCCAAUGAAUCCUUUCGAGAAUCUACUCUCACAGGAUUAUCGAAGCUGUAGUUCUCAAGAUUUCAAGUUAAUUGCUUAUCUUCAAACUGGCAUAAAAUACAUAUUAGUGGUGACAACAUCUUCACCCAAUAUAACAGGAAAGUUUUCCAUUCUAACAUCUGGCCCAAAUGUCAUUACUCUUAAUCCUUACAGAUUUUCAUUUAAUCAACCGAAGUUUUGUCCAACAGCCUUGUGGAAUUCCAAUGGCAUCACUUUUGGUAAUCGAUCUAUUGUUGGUGAAUACCCUCACGCCAUUUUUGUAAGCACAAGCAAUACAAUCUAUGCAGCUAACCGAGAAAAUAACACAAUUGUAUUAUGGCAAGAAGAGAGUGUCAAUCCAACAAAGAUCAUUACCGGUAGUUUUUCGCAGCCAUUGUCUCUCUUCGUUACAUCAAAUGGUAAUAUUUAUAUUGAUGAUGGUGAUCAAAAUGGUCGAGUACAGAAAUGGAUGGUAGAAACAAAUACCUUUGUCACAGUGAUGAAUGUCAACUCAAUAUGUUUUGGUUUGUUUGUUGAUAUCCAUGAUACUCUUUACUGUUCAAUGACUAAUUAUCAUCAAGUAGUGAAAAGAUCAUUGACUGAUUCUGUCAUGACUUCAAAUCAUGUUGCUGCUGGAACAGGUAUUCGAGGAUCAGCCUCGAAUGAACUUGAUAGUCCUUUUGGAAUCUUUGUUGAUGUGAAUUUGGAUUUAUAUGUAGCAGAUUGCCGAAAUCAUCGAGUUCAGUUAUUUCAGUCGGGAGAAUUAAAUGGUAUCACAGUAGCUGGAAGUACGUCACUAAAUCCAACAGUUACACUUAGCUGUCCAAGUGCAAUCAUAUUAGAUGCUGAGAAAUAUUUAUUCAUUGUGGAUCAAUACAAUAGUCGUAUUGUUGGUUCAGGUUUGAAUGGUUUUCGAUGUUUGGUUGGAUGCUAUGGAGAAGGAUCGCAAUCUAAUCAAUUAUCAAAUCCGUCUAGUCUUAGUUUCGACAGUUAUGGAAACAUAUUUGUUACCGACGUAUUAAACAAUCGCAUUCAAAAAUUUAAAUAUUUGGAAGAAUCGUGCGAUAUUUCAUCGACAUCUAAAUCUACAUCAACUAUUUUAUCUACAUCUAAAUCUACAUCAACAACAACUGUUUCAUCUACAUCUAAAUCUACAUCAACAACAACUGCAUUCACAACAACAACUAAAUCAUCAUAUGCUUGUAUGAUGAAUCGUCCCACAUGGAUGUUACUUAUCAUUUGUUCAAUUAUUCAUUUAAUGAAAAAACUCAUAUAA
Adineta steineri is the source of this 4662-nucleotide messenger RNA. The record is from the annotation of a GenBank genome assembly. NCBI's taxonomy places the organism in Eukaryota, Metazoa, Rotifera, Eurotatoria, Adinetida, Adinetidae.